This is a messenger RNA of Nipponia nippon (crested ibis), 2989 nucleotides long. The record is from RefSeq and is a predicted model, not a curated record. NCBI's taxonomy places the organism in Eukaryota, Metazoa, Chordata, Aves, Pelecaniformes, Threskiornithidae.
CUUUGUCUUUCAGAAAUGUAGAUGGCAGCUGCUGUCUUUGAAGGACUCGCGCCCAUCUGACCCUGCGCAGCGCCUGCGAUUGCUACCAUGAUCUUCUGCAUGCUGCUGUUGGCCUCACUGCCUGAGCCAUCUGGCACCGAAGUCAACCCUGCUAUAUGCCGUUACCCUUUGGGUAUGCACGAAGGGACAAUACGGGAUGAAGACAUCACUGCUUCCAGCCAGUGGUAUGAUUCCACAGGACCCCAGUAUGCACGGUUACAAAGGGAAGAGGGGGAUGGAGCCUGGUGCCCGGCUGGCUUGUUGCAACCAGAAGAUGUACAGUUCCUUCAAAUUGACCUGCACAAGCUCUUUUUCAUCACCUUGAUUGGGACUCAGGGACGGCAUGCCCGUGCCACAGGCAAAGAAUUUGCCCGUGCUUACCGAAUUGACUAUAGCCGCAACGGGGAGCGCUGGAUCUCCUGGAAAGAUCGUCAGGGCAGGAAGGUGAUCCAAGGCAACAUCGAUACUUACGACGUGGUCUUGAAAGAUCUUCGGCCACCCAUCAUUGCACGUUUUAUCCGGGUGAUUCCUGUGACGGAGAUGCCAAUGACUGUCUGUAUGAGGGUGGAGCUCUAUGGCUGUGUCUGGUAUGAUGGUUUGGCAUCCUAUAGCAUCCCUGAAGGAGGGACAAUAGCGGCUCCUGGCUUCCCCAUCGUUUAUCUGAAUGACUCGACCUAUGAUGGCUACCAGGAGCGCAGGCACUUGUAUGGCGGUCUGGGCCAGCUGACGGAUGGUGUGCUAGGACUGGACGAUUUCACGCAGAGCCACCAGUACCGUGUGUGGCCAGGCUAUGACUAUGUUGGCUGGAAGAACGAGAGCUUCAGCACAGGCUCUGUUGAAAUGGAAUUCCAGUUUGACCGACCACGGAACUUCACCUCCAUGAAGGUGCAUUGUAACAACAUGUUUUCCAAGGGGGUGAAGAUCUUCCAGAAGGUGGAGUGUCUGUUCAAACCACGCCUGAUUGCAGACUGGGAGUCUGAACCUGUUGGAGUGGCAACUGUCUUAGAUGACAAAAAUCCCAGCGCUAGGUUUGUGACUGUCCCCCUCAAUCAGCGCGUAGGUAAAGCCAUACUUUGCCGCUUCUACUUUGCUGACACCUGGAUGAUGAUGAGCGAGAUUUCCUUCCAGUCAGACAUGGAGAGCGUGAAUCCUAAUUUUGUUACGGCAGCCACAAGCACAACGGAUCUCCUGGAAACGGAGUGCAACGUUACUGAGGGGACCUGGGAAACCACAUCUUCUGUAACCAGCACCUGGAUAGGAGAGAAAGCGGAUGACUCCAAUACCUCCAUCCUCGUGGGCUGCCUUGUGGCUAUUAUUCUUCUGCUCCUGAUGAUUAUAAUCAUAAUUCUUUGGAAGCAAUAUGUUCAAAAAAGGUUGGAAAAGGCCCCACGUCGGAUCCUGGAGGAGGAUGCCACAGUUCGCCUCUCCUUCUACAGCUACACCAUUGCCAACAACCAAACCCAGAUCCACCAGUCAAAUCCCACCUAUGAACGUGCUUUCCCACUGGAUUUGGAAUAUCACCAGCCAGCUACGCUGCUCCAAAAGCUUCCAGAACUCUCCCAAAGUGCAGAGGAUUCAGUGUGCAGUGGGGACUAUGCUGAGCCUGACCUGACCAAGUCCACGCCUCACCAAGGCUUUCAGAACAAUGUUCCUCACUAUGCCGAAACAGAUAUCGUCCACCUGCAAGGCGUGACUGGCAACAACAUGUAUGCAGUCCCAGCCCUCACUGUGGAUUCACUUACCAAGAAGGACAUCUCAGUGGGUGAAUUCCCACGGCAGCAGCUGCGACUCAAGGAAAAGCUGGGAGAAGGACAGUUUGGAGAGGUGCACCUUUGUGAGGCCGAUGGCCUGCUGGAAUUCCUGGGAGUCUCGCCUGCAGAAUUCACUCACCAGCCGGUUCUCGUAGCAGUGAAAAUGCUGAGAUCAGAUGUCAACAAAACAGCCAGAAAUGAUUUCCUGAAGGAGAUCAAGAUCAUGUCACGGCUGAAGAACCCAAAUAUCAUCCGGCUUCUGGGGGUGUGUGUGCGUGAUGACCCACUGUGCAUGAUAACAGAGUACAUGGAAAAUGGAGACCUCAAUCAGUUCCUGUCGCAGAGGGAGAUCUACAGCAAAUUUGCCGUUUCAAACAAUAUUCCCUGCGUCAGCUACUCUAACCUGCUGUACAUGGCCACCCAGAUUGCCUCUGGAAUGAAGUAUUUAGCAUCUCUGAAUUUUGUGCACAGAGAUCUGGCAACUCGCAACUGCCUGGUGGGGAACAACUACACCAUCAAGAUUGCGGACUUCGGCAUGAGCAGGAAUCUUUACAGUGGGGAUUACUACCGUAUCCAGGGAAGAGCUGUACUGCCCAUACGUUGGAUGGCCUGGGAAAGCAUCCUCCUGGGCAAGUUCACCACAGCCAGUGAUGUCUGGGCAUUUGGGGUCACCCUCUGGGAGAUGUUCAUACUGUGUAAGGAGCAACCGUACAGCCUCCUCUCAGAUGAGCAAGUCAUCGAGAACACGGGAGAAUUCUUCCGGAGCCAGGGCAGGCAGAUCUAUCUCUCCCAGACUCCUCUGUGUCCUAACCCUGUGUUUGACCUGAUGCUGAAAUGUUGGAGCAGGGAUAUCAAAGAUCGUCCCACUUUUGACAUGAUUCACCACUUCCUGCUAGAACAAAUGGAAUCAAACAUUUGACUCCAGAAAAAGAGACAAACUGUUGAGAACAGAGUGACUUUGGUGUCUCCUUGCCUGUACCUCACGGGAAGAUGGUCAGGCCACCUUGCUCUCCUCCCUUGACUGUUCCGUAUUUAAGUUGAGAUGUCCAUGGCAGCUGCUCAUUCUAUUGGCCAUGGUCGGACACACAGGACCAGAGGAUCUCAUUUGGUUGAAAAAUCAUCUCCUCUUCUGAAUCAUUUCCUGGGAAUACUGUGAGAGGGGUUUUAUUUGACACCCGUACACCUUUGGGCAAAACGAA